Molecule: messenger RNA, 243 nt
Organism: Cadophora gregata
Lineage: Eukaryota; Fungi; Ascomycota; Leotiomycetes; Helotiales; Ploettnerulaceae
Exons: 4
Coding region: 1-243 (80 amino acids)
Source: RefSeq, a predicted model, not a curated record
AUGCAGCCCACUGCAACUCUCAAGAUGUUCCAGCCUACCAGGCGGAUGAUGGCGAUGCCAAACGAAGAGCACCGCGCUCACACCAUUUCCCAACGACUACGAACCCUCAAGAAGAUUCCUCCGGAGUUGAUCCCCCUUGGAAUCGUCGUCGGUGUUGCUGUCGGGUUUGCUGGUUACUCCAUGGCACGAAAGCUCGUUGUGGAUAAGCAGAUGCGCCUCUCUCGCCAGAACAGAAAGGAUUAG